Molecule: messenger RNA, 837 nt
Organism: Ambispora gerdemannii
Lineage: Eukaryota; Fungi; Glomeromycota; Glomeromycetes; Archaeosporales; Ambisporaceae
Source: the annotation of a GenBank genome assembly
AUGUCAAAUUUUGCUACUGCUGUAAUAAAAAAUAUCCAAGAGGGGCCUACCAAAGGCAUUAUUACGCAUGGCUGGACAAUUACCUCGACCAAGCUUCCUAUUCUUAAUGCAAAAGAAAUAGAACGUGCACAAGCAGAAUUAGAAAUUCCUCUUCCUGAAAUGUUCUUUGGCAAUAACCGAAUCACAAUUUCUAAUGAACAUGGUUUCGAGUUCGAGUUUUCGCCUAUGGAGGCUUUGAAGCACGUGGACGCGUCUAGAGAAGGUGGUGAUAAAGUUAAACUUGCCUAUUCUGAGGAAUGGAAGAAGAAAAGUGAAAAGAAUCAUGAGCAUGUUAAAGAUGUAGUGAAGUCAUACGAUUGGACAUAUUCCACCACUUAUCGUUGCACAUUAAAAUCAGCACCGGAUGGGCAGAAUUUCAAGCCAACAACUGAUCGUAUUGACAUAGAGAAACUCAAAUUGCCAGAGCCGAUCAAUUUUUAUGAUGAGAAUAUCCUUUUCGAGGAUGAACUGGCUGAUAACGGCACCGCAAUGUUAAAUGCAAAAAUGCGAGUCAUGCCAUCAGGAUUCUUUGUUCUGCAACGCUUCUUUUUAAGGGUAGAUGAUGUGUUAUUUAGAUUAAAUGAGACAAGAGUAUAUCAUGAAUUUGGGACUGUCUAUUUAAUUAGAGAAUAUUCGUCGCGGGAAGAAGCUUACGACAAAAUACGCGCGGCAAUACUACCACAUAGAGGUGACGACAUAUCACAGUUGACCGAUCCUGAUUGGGUAUCUUCUAAAUUACCUGCACCAUUGGAACAGAUCAUUGAGAAGAUAAAUGUUAUCCCUGAACAGCCAAAAUAA